UUGCUUAUUCUGAAGCAAACAUCUGGUUGGUUUUUCAAAAAUAAACUAUACAUUUCUUUUUUUUUCACGAAAAAUUGUAUAUAUACGAAGUGCACUUUCUAAUAAUCUUUUUCUCAUUCUUAUUCAUUAUCAUUAUAUGUAUGAUAAUAAUAGUCAUAUCUAGAAAAAAAAUGUUACGUGUCUACUUUGAAUAUUAAUUAUUUUUCUGGAUUUUUUAAAUACUGUAUUUUAGCAUUUUUUUAAAUUUUUUUCGCAGAAUCUGCGAGCAUGAUUUUCACCCAAAAAUUGAGAAAAAAAUGUCCGCGAACUGCGCCUUUAAAGCCAGACUUACUCUGAGCUAUUAAAAAAAUUCUAAAAUAAUUUAUUCCAAAAGAGUAAUUUUGAUCAGUGUCUAGUCAUGGCGUUUUUCCCACACCCCACCUAGAAAUUUCGGAAUAAUUACCAGAAGACCUCAAGACCAUUUCUAGUUAACCAUAAACGUUUUAUUUUUUCUACAUAUUCUGUUGUCGCUAUCCUCUCUCUCUUAAAACAUCAUCAUCAUCAUCAUACAUUAAAGAUGACUUUGAGGUACUUUUCUCGAAUUGACUUCUUCCAUCUCAGUAAACACACUACACUUUUUUUUGCACACAACAAUUUUUGCUUUGAAAAUGAAUGUACUAUUUCGGGUUGGGACAACGUUAAUCAUUCAAGUUGCUAUGAAUUUUUGAAUUCAACCAGUUUUGGUGAAAAAUGACGCAAAAGGUGUUCAUUUUUUCCGUGUUGACUUACUACGAAAAAUUGAAGUGUGUUUUGUUGAAAGUUUAAUACUUUAAGAUGAUGAUUAUUUGUGAAAAGAAACAUGUUGGAAUUUUUUUUGUCUAGAAAGUUUUGUAGAUCAGAAAUGAUGUGAGUACAUCUGUAUUAUAGUGUCUUGGGGAUACUGUCAGUAAUUUUCAUAGUGCCAAAAACUGGUAAAUUGAGCUUUUUUGAGUACGGUUUCUAUGUAACGAAAAAAUUCUGAAAUUUUUUUAUCCAGUCAAAAAACCCAAGGUAUACAAAUUUCCAAGAUCUUUGAAUAAAAAAGAUCAAAUCAAAUUUCAAAAUUCUCUAUAAUUAUUUAUUGAUGUCUACAGUAACCCGAAUAUGAGUUUCGCCUUAUAUAAUCUUUGAAACUUUUUUCAUAUGUUAUGUUAUUUUUAGUUUUUUCUGCCCGCCAGCCCGCCGCGCCCAAAUUUGAUUUACUUUUUAUUUUUUCACUGUUUCACACCACACAAAUUACCAAACGUUGAACUUUGUUUUUUUCCUUUGGUCUUUUUUGGAUUUUUGUUGUCAGAGGGCAAUUUAGGUUUCAGAAUAUUCAAAAGUGGGGGUUAGGAUAGGAUGGGGGAGGAGCGAAGAAAUAGAAAAAAGAAGAAGAAGAAGAAGAAGGCAGGGGUAUAGAGUCGAAAAUUGAGACAAGACACACGAAAAAAGCUCCUUUUUACUCCAUGUUUUUUGCCCUUCGCGCUUUUGUGCUCGUCUUCAUUGAAAAUAGGAAGAAGAAAAAGAAAGGGGAAAAGAAAUAUAUAUUUUUUGCUUUGCUUUUUCUUUUCUGAUACUUUUUUGUCGCUUCUUUUAUACAUAUGUAUGUAUGAAUAUUCCACGAUGUGUCUAGAGACUUCUUUGUGAUUUUCAGAAUUUUUUGGGGUUGCCAGGAAAUAUUUUCUGUCGACACUCUCAAGCCGAAUCAAGAUUUUCCGAAACAGAAAAUCUCACGAUUUUUCAAAAUUUUUAAAGAUUUUUCUUCAUUUGGGUUUAUUUAGUUAGUCAAACUUCCUAUCAGUUGGAGUUCAAUAGUUUUCGAGAUUUUGUGAAUGAAAUUCCGAUAAAAGUUUUAGACUUUGUCUAAAAUUUGAGAUACCAUUUAUUUUUUAUCUCGAGCUCAUUCUGAGAACUGUGAAAGCGAACGUUUGCAUUCUAUAUCAUGAAAAAUUUAUAGGCAUCAAAAAAACAUGUUCAACUAGGUAAAGAUAAAUUAUCGGUGUAUUUUUCUAGUUGAACUUUCAGACACCACAAUUUUUCGAUUCAAAAUUUAUCGUUUAAAAAAAUUUGAGAAACUUUUCUGAAUGUAUUGAGAUUUCUAGAGCCUUUUUUUUUAAAUUCGACAUACCAAAUUUUGGUGUUGUCUAGACUAAUUCAUGUGAAUUUUUCAGUUUUCGAUUUUGAGAACAUCGUUGAGAUUUUUCAAAGUGCUUUAAGCAUUCGUGAAAACUGAAAGUGGAAUGUCUUUUUUUCAAGUUAAUCAAGAAAAAGUUAUUCGCAUUUUAAUGAACUUUUAGAUAUCUUUUGAAGCAUUAAGGCAUGAAUGUGUUGAUUUUUUUCCAAUGUUUUAUAUAAAACUCGGAUAAGUCAAAUUUAAUGAUUCAACCUCAAGGAAGUGAUAAAACGCGAAUAAUUUCGAAAAUCAUGACAUCAUCCUCUCGAAAAAGUGCUCUGUUAUCAGUAUUGCGUUUGAAACAUAUUCAUCUCCCUCUUUUUUCUUCACACCCCUAUUAUUAUUCCUAUUUUUCGAAUAUUUUCCACAUGUUCUUGACACCUCCGCUGAUUUCUCAUAAACAAUAGGGAUAGCAGUCGUUUUUUUUUCAAAAAUAAAAAUAUUUUUUGUCUUCUCCAUCCAACUUUUUGAAUAAUUCAUGCACUAAAAUUCUCAAGACGACGAAGCAAAAUUAAUAAAUAUAUAGGCAAAAAUAAUGAAAAAACAGAAAUGAUUUUUUCCUUCAGUUUUUCACGAUACCAAUUUUUAUUUUAUUGUUUGGAACAAAAAUAAAAUUUGCGUCACUAUUCCAUAUCAGUUUCCGUUUCUAUUAUUCCACGUUCAAAAAUCAACUUUUUUCCAUUUUCCCAUUUCCCAUUUCCCACUAAUUUGUUCUUUCAAAAAACUUUUUUUUGUUUCAGAAAAAAAAGUAAUUUAAAGUUUGUCUUCUUAACAAGAGACACACAAAAAUAGCUAGAAAAAGUAUGUUUCAAAUUAAUUUUUGCACCCCAUCUGGUUUUUGAGUGAGUGAAAGAGUGAGUGAACGUUUAGGCCUUUGCUGCCCCGAAAAAAUUGGAUUUAUUUCCGACUGAGUGUUAUUCGAUUAUUCAGUGCAUUUUCUAAAUCACUAUUUUUCUGUGUUCAAGAGCUUUCCUAUUUAUUUUCCCCCCAAUUUUCUCCAUAAAAUUUUUUUAUCUUCUUUUUUCUAGAUAUUUUAUUUUUUUUUAUUUCUUCAAGAAUAAAAUUCGAAUCAAAAGAUCACAAAAUUCUUGAAUAAUUAACAAUUCUUCAUCUUAUUUUAUUCUUUCUUCUAAAAAAUUCACUAAACGCAUAAAAUGCGCUCUGCUCUGCUCAUCUCGAAUUUCAAACUCACUCGACUCAAAUCGAAAAAUAAGAAAAAAAAUGACGACUUGAAAUAAGUGCACACGAAUUUUUAUGGUUCAUUUAAUUUUUGCCAUUUCUUGUUUGGGCCUGAUUUGUUUUAUUGCUUGUACACUGAAAUUUCUUUCGUGUGUUUCUCGUGAGAUUUGGUAACCAUGACAUUUCGAGGUAUACCGCCAAUUAAAAAAAUCGAGAUUUGAUAUCAUUUCGUAUUAUUUUUUGUUGAGAAUAACUAUUUCUCACGCAAUUUUAUCAGAAAUUGUUUUUUUUUUGCUAAAAAAAUAUUUCAUAAUAAGAAAAAAACAAUUUGCACUGAUUACAAAACAAUACUUUUCGAAAUAAUAAUUGUUUUUUUGUGAGAAAUGAUGUUUCAUUGUUGUUUUUCAAUAUUAAAAAAGUCUAGACCACCCACGAUGUUCAGAACCAUUUCCUAGACAGCAGCUGAUAUAGACCACCGAUGUUGUUUUUUUUUUUGACAAACAACACAUUUUUUCUGAUUUAAGGGCAUUUGAACUGUUGUUCUUGAAAUAAAGUACUACCCACGGGGUUUAAUUAAUUUUUUAAUUAAUCUAGGAAAAUUCGAUAAAAUAGCCACAAUCGUAUUAUGAUUGUUUACACUAUCCUCUCUUUAUUUUUGACCACCCAUGAAGAUUUCCUCCCCUAGGUCACAUGAUAAAUCAGAGGUCGAAAAGAUUAACACUACCGUAAUCUUUUCCUCAGAAUGCCACCCAUCAUAAUUCAAUAUUUUCCCACAGCAAAAAAGGCCUGGAGCAACAAAAAAUUGAGUGUUCAAAAUUAUAUGAACAUUUGUUUGUCUCCACUCUUUGAUGAAUUCGUAACGACAAUCGUGAGAGAAAUCUAUUUCCUGCUUUUUUUAGUUUGAUCUACUCGGUUUUUGUUAUUUUUAAAAUGUCGAAAAUAAUUAUUACUCUUUUUCUACACCUACGCUUUGUGAAGUAAACAUUGAGAAAAUUUUGAUUUUUUUGCAGUUGGUGAUGCAAUAAUGGGUUGUAUUCUUGGAAAACAUUGUGAUCCUGGAGUUCCAGACCCAUCUGUCAGAUAUCGAUGGCACGUUGAUGGUUUGAUUCUUGAUGAUGGACAUCAUUCAGAGGUAAAUAUUAACAUGAAUCUUGUUAAAAAUUUCCUCAAAAAAAUGAAAACCCCCAUCAAUUCAAUUUUCCGAUUCAAUUCAUUUCAGAUUCGACGCGGUGGACUCAUAUACAUUCAAGAUGAGGCAAUUUGUUAUCGGCCGCGGCGAUUUGAUUGCUCAAAAACUGGCGGAGCGUAUAGUGUCGAAAUUCUGAAUGUACAAAAUACGAGUAAAGGAAAAACUUAUACUGAUGAGGUUUGUAAAAAACGAAAGGGUAAUCUUUGAAAAUAGUCUUUGAUUUUACAAACAUAUAAUAAAUAAUAUAAUCCGGGAAGUGAAUAUUAAUUUUAAUAAGAUAUUAGAAACAUUUUUGCUUGGCCAAAAAUCAUAGAUUCAUAGAUACAACUACUACAGUAUCCUGUACUAUUUUUCAAAACUAAAAAAAAAUCCAAUAAACUUUUGGAAAUUUUUUCUCUCCCAUAUUUAGAAAUCGUAUCAAAAAUCUCAUUAGAAUAUUCUAUUUGCUACUUUCGUUUAAUCAAAAAGUGCAAAGAACGACAACUUUUCGCAUUUAUUUGAGUCUCAUGUUUACCCGAGCCAAUUAAAAAUUAAAUUUUUUUUUCAGCACAGUCGCCGGCAAAUUAAGAGAAACAUCAUUUGGAUUGAAGUUCAUGAAAAAGAAAUCAAUCAAACUUUGGGACUAGUAACGAUUGGAGACGUUGACAAGGUAACCAAUUAUAAUUUCAAAAAUAAUCGUCAGUAAGUAAUCAAUUUUUUUCCAGAUAUACAGCGAUAUAUGUGAUAUAAUUUCAAAACAUCGACAAAAGCCAAAAAUUGUUCAAUACAAUUCCGUUGACAUUGACGGCGUGGAAAUCGAGCCACUUUAA
Molecule: messenger RNA, 5350 nt
Organism: Caenorhabditis angaria
Lineage: Eukaryota; Metazoa; Nematoda; Chromadorea; Rhabditida; Rhabditidae
Source: the annotation of a GenBank genome assembly